CCUCCCUUCCCUCCCCCCGUCUCUCCCUGUCUCAUCCCCCUCUCCGUCUCUCCCAGGCUCUCUCCUCCCUCCCCUCCCCAUCUCUCCCUGUCUCUGAGGGUUCAGGGUGUAGCCUCGCAGUCAGUUUAGGGGUGAGGGGCACAAGGAAAGACGGGGUGGGGCCCGGAGGACUGGCGCCCCGCACGGAGGCGGCAGCGGGAAGUUAGCCCGAGAGGACGUUUCCCGGAGAAACGCACCCGCUCGCGCUCCCCGCGCUCGGAGCCGCCUCCGGCCGCCGGGCCCCUCCCUCCCCGGCUCCUCGCCUCCCCCUCCCGGCCGGCGCCCUGGCUCCCGGGCCUCCGCGCCGCCGGCUCGUGAAUGAGACGCUCACUUUCUCAAUGGAGCCGCGGGGGGCUCGGGCGGGCGCGGCGCGGCCGUGAGCCGGGCGGGGGACGCCGCCCCCUCGCGCCCUCCCUCUCGCCGCCGCCGCUUUUGAGGAACCGGGCCGGGAGGCGGCCGCGCGGGGCGCAGGGCCCGCAUCCCCGGGGACGCCCGGCGGCGCGGCCAGCAGCGAGGCCCCGCAGGCCAGCGGCCUCCGCGAGCUCUUGAUCUGCCAUUUCCUCUUUUGAUGCCGGGCGUCUGCUCGCCCGCUCGCCUGCGCCUUCUCCCCUCGGGAGAGUGAGGGAGGCAGCGAAGAAAAGGAGCAGGGUCUUCCCCGCAGACGCGAGCGGGCGCCCCGAGAGGUUUUCCUCCAGGGAGCGGCCGCGGGCGCAGGGCCCCGCCGCCCGGCCAUGCGCGAGCCGGCCUCGGGCUGCUGAGGCGCGGGGAAGCGGAAGCGGAGGCCGAGCGCGCCGGGCCACUCCAGUCCGCCGGGAGGCGGCGGCGGCGGCUGCGGGAUGGAGCCCGCGGCCGCGCCCCGGCCCGACAUGGCGCCGGAGCUGACCCCGGAGGAGGAGCAGGCCACCAAGCAGUUUCUUGAAGAGAUCAACAAGUGGACAGUCCAGUACAAUGUCUCCCCGCUCUCGUGGAACGUGGCUGUCAAGUUCCUCAUGGCCAGGAAGUUUGAUGUGCUCCGUGCCGUAGAGCUGUUCCACUGCUACAGAGAAACACGACGGAAGGAAGGUAUUGUGAAGCUGAAACCUCACGAGGAGCCCCUCCGUUCCGAAAUCCUCAGCGGGAAGUUCACCAUCUUGGACGUCCGGGACCCGACGGGAGCCUCCAUCGCCCUGUUCACUGCCAGGCUGCAUCACCCCCACAAGUCGGUCCAGCACGUGGUACUUCAGGCCCUGUUCUAUCUGCUGGACAGAGCUGUGGAUAGCUUUGAAACGCAGAGGAAUGGGCUGGUGUUUAUCUACGACAUGUGUGGCUCCAAUUAUGCCAACUUUGAGCUGGAUCUUGGCAAGAAAGUCCUAAACCUGCUGAAGGGAGCGUUUCCCGCCCGCCUGAAGAAGGUGCUGAUCGUGGGGGCGCCCAUGUGGUUCCGGGUGCCCUACUCCGUGGUCAGCCUCCUCCUGAAAGACAAAGUCCGGGAGCGGAUACAAAUACUAAAGACGUCUGAAGUCACCCAGCACCUACCCAGGGAGUGCCUCCCGGAAAACCUGGGUGGGCACGUCAAAAUCGACCUCGCCACUUGGAAUUUCCAGUUCCUGCCGCAGGUGAACGGCCACCCGGAUCCCUUCGACGAGAUCAUCCUGUUCUCCCUCCCUCCUGCCUUAGACUGGGACUCGGUGCACGUUCCAGGGCCUCAUGCCAUGACCAUCCAGGAACUGGUAGACUACGUCAACGCCAGGCAGAAGCAGGGCAUCUACGAGGAGUACGAAGACAUCCGCCGGGAGAACCCUGUCGGCACUUUCCACUGUUCCAUGUCUCCAGGAAACCUAGAGAAGAAUCGCUAUGGGGACGUGCCCUGUCUGGACCAAACUAGAGUGAAGCUGACGAAACGCAGCGGCCACACACAGACAGAUUACAUCAAUGCCAGUUUCAUGGAUGGCUACAAGCAGAAGAAUGCUUACAUCGGUACACAAGGGCCUCUGGAGAACACAUACCGUGAUUUCUGGCUCAUGGUGUGGGAGCAGAAAGUCCUGGUGAUCGUCAUGACCACGCGCUUCGAAGAAGGCGGCAGGAGAAAGUGCGGCCAGUACUGGCCUCUAGAAAAAGACUCGCGCGUCCGAUUCGGCUUCCUCACGGUGACCAACCUAGGCGUGGAGAACAUGAGUCAUUAUAAGAAAACAACGCUCGAGAUUCAUAACACAGAGGAGCGGCAGAAACGCCAGGUGACCCACUUCCAGUUCCUGAGCUGGCCAGAUUAUGGUGUCCCCUCCUCGGCAGCGUCCCUCAUUGACUUCCUGAGAGUGGUCAGAAGCCAGCAGAGCCUGGCCGUCAGCAGCCUGGGUGCGCGCGCCCGGGGGCAGUGCCCUGAGCCACCCAUCGUGGUCCACUGCAGCGCGGGCAUCGGCAGGACAGGCACCUUCUGCUCCCUGGACAUCUGCCUGGCGCAGCUGGAGGAGCUGGGCACCCUCAACGUGUUCCAGACGGUGUCGCGCAUGCGCACGCAGCGGGCCUUCAGCAUUCAGACCCCCGAGCAGUACUACUUCUGCUACAAGGCCAUCCUGGAGUUUGCAGAGAAGGAGGGCAUGGUGCCCUCCGGCCACAGCCUGCUGCCCUUGGAGGGUCAGUAACUGUCCACGGGCCCCCGCGGCUGGCCAGCCUUCCGUACGCUACCCUGGACAUCGUCGAGUCUGUCGGCUGCUGUCGGCUCCGCCGAAGCCAUGGAUCCACCUCUUUCCCGUGUCUCCCGGCGCCCGUGUGCACGCAAGGCAGCCUUUCCCUCUGGCUAGAUAAACGUGGUGAGAUGGCCACUCGCAAGGGCCAGCAGCAACGUGUUCUUACUUUCUAGCACCUGCUAUCGAACUGUGCCUUAUAGAACCCAGUGUGGCUGUUGAUUCCUGCCAGGGGCCCCCGAGGUACGCGGGAAGGAGCCUCCCCCGCGCCCACUCCUGCCCGGUGCUGGGAUUUCACGGGGGAGGCUGGACGGGCAGUGGCCUUCCCCCGAGAGCGUGACCAAGUUACGUGUUCUAGAGGUCAUCGUGAGUGCCAAGCACGUGUACACGCAGGGCGCGUAUUCCAGUCUUCUCUGUCUUCUGUGUGCGUGCGCGCGCGUGUAUGUGCACUUCUGUGUUGGGUCCGUGUGUCCGUGUGUAUAUACUAUAUAUUGUAUGUGAUACUAUGGGCAUAUUCUAUAAAUACAUAUACACACAGAUGCUACUCUGUAGAAGUUCCUGGGGUUCCGGGCUGCAGUUCACAACUUGCUUCUUGGACCCCAAUGUGUAUCCUGGACUAGCUGGGGUCAGGGGUCAGAGGUCAGAGCGUAGGUGGGGAGCGGACACACACACACUCAUUCCCCUGCGCUCCUGCCGCAGGCCGUCACCUUACGUCCCCGCCUCCCUUCCCCGGAUGCCGCCUCCUGGGGCCCAGAGUACUGGUUUGUGGUGACACUGGUUUACUUCAGCACGGACUGCCCUUACCUAAUGAUUUUUCUCUGUUUACUUUGCCAAUUUGGGGAACAGACCUCCACUGUGAUUCCAGACCCCUCCUCUCACUACCCCAGGGUCGGAGGAGCAGGGGCAGAGAUGAGUCCACGGAGCAGCCGGAGCCAGAAGCGAUCGGUACGAAGUCUUAGAGGGGAAGGGGGAGCCCGGCGCAGGGGGAGACCGCCCUGGGCAGUGUCCCCGGAGGCCGGGCCGGGCCCUUCCCCACGCAGCCUCGCCGUCUCCCGAGAUGCCCUUCUCCUGCCUGCUAGGCCCUGCCUGGGGCUCCAGCCGGGUGGGUUCUGUGCCAAUGAAAAGCGUACCCCCCUGGCUGGGGGAGGGUCUCCUGCAGUCACAGUUGGCCCCCUGCCUACCCAGCCUGUCCCUGCCUGCUCCUGGCCCGUUGUGCCAGGGACAGAAUCAAGAGUCCCCAGCGUUCCACGUUCCCAAGGAAAUCCCAGGAACCCCUAAACCUCCUCCCCCAUCACAAGAGAUGAGGUUGGCAGCUGAUCAGACCUCAAUAAUUUUAUACUGUAAUAAGCUCUUUGAAUGUGUAUAUUCUUAUUUUUUACAAUCAUUUCAUUUUGUAUUUAACAUCAAUGGACUGAGUCAGAUUCAGAAAAUAAUUGUAAUGUUCAAUAUCUUACAGCGAUAGUUUUGUAUUUACGUAUAAAUAUAUCAACAUGAUCAAA
Molecule: messenger RNA, 4198 nt
Organism: Oryctolagus cuniculus (rabbit)
Lineage: Eukaryota; Metazoa; Chordata; Mammalia; Lagomorpha; Leporidae
Gene: PTPN9
Product: protein tyrosine phosphatase non-receptor type 9
Biological process (GO): protein dephosphorylation
Molecular function (GO): protein tyrosine phosphatase activity
Source: RefSeq, a predicted model, not a curated record